UGUUCGGGGCACUCAUGCGACCGCUCAAUGUUCACGCGGAGGCCAUCGUUGUCGACGAGUCCAGCACCAGGACGUCGGACAGAAAGCCGUUACUGCAGAGGAUAGCGGAGGAGAAGCGCCGGCGACUUCUGUCGCACUCAAACUCCCAGAUCUUACUAAUGAUGCAAAACAAUAACGAAUCCAAAGACAUGAAUGAUGAACAGUACGAUGAACUCAAGUCCCGACUCUUCAAUACUGAGCCCGGAGUCCAUUCCACACUCUAUUUGGAUCAGUUGUUCUCUCCUCAGCCACAGCCCUCACAACUGUCACCCAUUAUGGAGAGAAAAGUAAUCAACUCCGAGACGUCGACCCCCCAGUCGUCGCCUCCCGGUUCGCCAACCGAAGAGAAAAUCCCGAAAUCCAAUUACAAGACUCUGCCAUUUCUUUGUCAGGAGAACUAACUUUCCCUUCG
Molecule: messenger RNA, 451 nt
Organism: Oppiella nova
Lineage: Eukaryota; Metazoa; Arthropoda; Arachnida; Sarcoptiformes; Oppiidae
Source: the annotation of a GenBank genome assembly